Molecule: messenger RNA, 6849 nt
Organism: Symbiodinium sp. CCMP2592
Lineage: Eukaryota; Dinophyceae; Suessiales; Symbiodiniaceae
Source: the annotation of a GenBank genome assembly
AUGUUCACCAUGCAUUCCGUCCGAAAGGUAACGGAUGGCGUGACGGGCCAGGUCUUCGAGUUUCAUGGCCCUCGAAGCCAUCCCAUCACCUUCGUGACCGCUGGUUUACCAGAUUGGCAGUUGGCAAUCCCUGAGACGACGUCUCUUGGUUCCAUCGUGAUGCGCUUGUCCUGGGAGGAGCCCAACACGGGUGGCAGCGCUAUCCUGGGUUACCAAGUUGAGAUGGAGACAGACUCCCAACCUGGGUGGCAAAUCAUCUACGACGGCCAGCAAGAUCCAAGCGUUAAGCAUUUGGUGCUUUCGAACCUUACCUACGGCACGACCUACUUUUACAACGUGUAUGCAAUCAAUGCGAUUGGCCGUAGCCAGCCCAUCUCGACUGCCUACACGGUAGCAGUGCCGCUCGAGAAAACCUUCUUCUACCCACUUUCCACCGACCCGUCCAUCUCGCGAGAUCCAAUUCCAGACUUCAUUAUUGCUGAUGUCCCGACGGACUUGACCAUCCGUGCAAAGAACCCUGUGACCGAAUGGUUCGAGGUAGAUAGCACGCAUCGCAACUACUUGGCUGCGAUACACGAUGCCUGCGAGCUGAACUCUGAGCGUACGCUGUGCCUCCCAGUUCCCGAGCAGCAUCCGGACUACCAGGAUCACCGACAGCGGCUGAACCAGGUCCCUGACUGCUGCUACGCCACAGUUCCGAACGGUGACGGAACCUACAGCUUGAACUACACCGGCAACAAGACGGGGAUCUAUUCCUUGAUGGUGUAUGCGAUCUUCGCCAAUGGCCUCUGGGGCCAGUACUGGGAUAAUGCCUGGUUUUAUGGACUGCCCGUCCUCUCCAAAGUCGAUGAGACUAUCAGCUUUGAGUGGGGCCACCACGAGGUCACUGCUCUGGCUGGAGACCACAUCACUGCCAGGUGGGUGGGUUUCCUUCUGGGCCCUACAACUGACGAGUACACCAUCUACGUCAAGGCAGAUGAUAGUGUUCGCGUUUGGUUUCAAGGUCAUUUGGUCGUCGACUACUGGGACUCUUCCAUUCCAUGUUGUCCUGAGCUAUGGACUCGCCAGCUGCUGGAGAAAGACAGGUUUUACUCCAUCAAGGUUGAGUGGAAGGAGAUGCAAGGCAAUGCGCAGCUGCGACUGAUGUGGGGCAUCACCGGGAAGCGGAAGCAGAUCAUCCCGGGUGCCAACCUUUGGCGAGGAGCUCCACUUGAAAGUGCGCCUUUUCGGAUUGUGGUGCAUCCAGGGCCACCCAGCACUCGGACAAGUGGUCUUCUGGAGCCGCUGGAGCAGCUUCGGACCGGGGCUUCGCAAAGGCUUUACCUACAGGCUCUCGACACCAUGAGCAACACCGUCAACUCCACAGAUGUCCAGUUUGAAGCGUAUUUCUAUUCGCCGAGCUACACAAAUGCAACUGUUCCGCUUGUAUUCAGGUCCACUCCGCUGAUGUUGCAGAGACGGGAAGACCACAUCCACGACCACCUGCACUUCAUCGAUCUUGUUCUUCUGGAGCCUGGCAACUACACCUUGGAGCUUUUCCUCAAAGGGCAUGGGCAGCUGGCAUCCAGCCCCAUCCACUUCCUGGCAGUGCAGGACGACAUACAGCCGCAGAUGUGCACCGUUGUGGGUCCGGGCUCCAAGGAGUUCAUUGCUGGAGUGGAGACGAACUUCACUCUACAGCUCCGUGAUGCCUUCGGCAAUGCCGUGCCACAUGUCGAUGGUGUCAAAGUCGAGGUCGACUUGGAGUUUGUGGAGGAAAUAGAGGCGAACUUGACGUAUGAUGAUCGACGGCUCCGCAACCUCACUGGCGGUCACUAUGCGACGGCAACGUCCAUCACGAAGGGCGAGUUUGGCAGCUACUUCAUCACUUACACCGGCCUCAGAGCCGGGAUCAACUUGCUGACGAUCAAGGUCAACGGACUUGUGAUUAUGGGCCAUGAGGAAGAGGUCAUCUACAACCCGCCGGUUGAAGGCCAAAACACGCCUUUGCAAGUCACAGGCUUCUGGAACGAGCGUGCGAAUGGCCUGAUGACAGUCUUCGCACCAGCCAGGCUUCCGGCAGAGUGUACGACUGGUGUCAUCUGCGCUGUUGUGUUCCACUUGCGGGAUACUUACGGCAACCGCAUGCUCGGAGACUAUCACGACCAAUUGCAGUACCGUACUGUGGACACUCAAUGCAAUCCGGAGAUCUUGGAGGAUCCCUGGUGCGUGCCGGUGGACGAGGGUCACUGCUUCCAGAUCGAGGGCCUGGGCGAGAUGCAUGCCUGCGAGCUCACGCCAACGAUCGGUGGCAAUUACCUGCUGAGGCUGCUGGUGAAUGGACAAGAUGCCUCGUAUGCUCUCUGGGCGGAAAGCUUGGGCAGCUUCAGCUUGGAAGACGGAACCGCCUACAUCCGCGGACCUACGGCCAUCUUGGUGAACAUCGGGGAGAUCAACGCCACAACCUCCACCAUGGAGGGACCGGGGCGCCUCCUCGAGGGCAACACGGUGGGAGUCCCUCAGCCACUUCUGGUGCAACUGAAGGACCAGUAUGGAAACAAUCGCAUUGUUACAGGGUCAGACUUCCAACAGCGGCGCAAUGGCAUCGCAGCAACGCUUGGUGACCGUGAGCUGGACACGAUCGUCUACGACAAUGGGACUAUCGAAGUUACAGUGCUUGCAAUUCAAGCAGGCUACCACAAUCUUCGUGUAAGAAUUGGAGCAGGCUGCCUCCAGGUGCCACCGCGUGAUCCUUGUGAAGACAUUUCGGGUUCCCCGACUACUCUGCUCUGGUGGAAAGAGGCGGAAGUCUCCGAGAACGGAAUGACGUGCCAAACACCUUAUGCAAUGGAGGCAGGGAGACAGUAUCACUUCACAUGCACCGGACGCGAUGUCUUCGGCAACAUAAACAGAGACCAUGAGCUGCAGCUGACCUCCUUCUUCAACUACGUGGCCGAUCCAGAGGGCUUUGAACCGCCGGAUGGCUGGUUCCGCGGCAACCUAAGUGAAAACUUCAAUCAGACAGUUCCUGGCAGCUAUCUGGCAUCGGAUGGCAGGUAUCAUUUCGACAUCACGCUGUACCGAGCCGGCUUCUACGAGCUGAUCAUUGAGAUGGUCAAAGUUGGUUCCGAGCCAGCCAUCGUCUUGGCAAGCAAUGUGCUGGCAGAAGGACGCCCUGCGGGUGAAGCGACUUACGUGCUUGGAUUCCCGUCGCUGCCUUCCUUCAUGUCGUCGGUGGUGGGUGGCUUUGUCACAGCUGUCGCCAACGUGGCCAACGAGGUUUCUGUGCAGACACGGGACCGCUUCGGCAACGCCGUUGAGACCGCAAGCAGCGCCGAGGUGGUUGCGCAACUGCGGGGACGCUCUCCGGUUCAGCUGUCCCUGCUGCAUCUCAUACAAGGUCGGUAUCGUGGGGCCCUUGUGCCAUUUGCUGCGGGGCCGACCCUUCUGGAGAUCCUCGUAGCUGGGGAGGAGAUCGUGGGCUCUCCGUUCGAUUUCCUGGUCACCCCGGGCCCUAUGGUGACCACAAACUCGCUUGUCGAAGGCUUUCCCAGCGAGCUCACUGCCGGUGUACUGUCAUGCUGGAACAUAACAUUGAGGGAUGCCACAGAGAACCACUUGCUCUCCGGGCAGUUCGCGGGAGACCCGACACAGCUCGAGCCUGUGACUUGCUCAGACCCUGGCUCUUACUGCUUCCAUACUCAGCUGAAUGGAACAUUCACCUGCUGCAUCAACAAGACUUCCGUUGAAGAAGUGCCUGCAAACUACUUGAUCGAUACAUUCCCAUUCACCUGCCAAAUUCGCGGCGACAACAUCUUCGCACCAGAAACCAUCAAGCUGUGGCCACAUCCGGUGUCGCCCUACUGGCCGGACAGCAGCCUGAAGAUUGGCAGCGGUAUGCUUGGACCGUACGACUUCCCGACUUUCAUCAACGAGCAGUUUGGAUGGAAGGACUGGCCGACAAACUAUUUCCGCCGUGUGCAGAACGUUGACAGCGGGCAGCCGCAGCAUCAAUGGAACCGCUUGCGCUUGUGGUACACCGAUGGUUUCUACAACGUAUUUAAAGGUGAUGAUGCAGCCAUCCUCCUGUGCGAUGUCAAGGGCCCUCAUUCGCUUGGAGUCAAAACGCUUGGACGGCCCACCCGAUCGCUGUAUCGACUGCCCUACAUUUUGGAUCAGGAGCUCGGAGUUUUCGAGGUUGAGCUCAAGUUCGAGAGAGCCGGAUAUCACAAGGUCUUCUGCUCCACUGCAGCGCGUGGUGGAAUGAACGUAGAGUACCGAGACACUGAUGGCAGUACUUUCCGGCGCGUUGUGGAGGGUGUCAACAUCUCAGCUUUGGACCAGCUGCCUGUGGACGAGCAAGGAGGCUCAGCGCGGUGGGAUGCCCUGCUGUAUCCACCAACGUCUGCGAACUACACCCUUAUUCUUGUAUGUCGUGGAAGGGAUGCGGUGCUCAUCUUCAAUUCUUCUCUGCGGGUCACAAUUUCAACAACAGAUGACACCGUGGAUCAGGAGCAGCUUGCGGUUAUUGGACCGUUAGACCUGCAAGCGCAAACGGCGUAUUCGGUGCAAGUGGCUUGGACAUCCCACUCCCUCAGCUCGUCGGUACAGCUGCGAUGGUCCAGCGAUGGUGGCAUCCCAGAGACCAUCCUGCCUGCGGAAUACCUCUACAACUCGAAGACGCUGUUGUCUGGUUAUCCCAAGACCGUGAACGUCUCCGACGUGCCUGGUCCAGUGGAAGCCUUCGAGCGAGUGCAACCGUUCGAGAAUGGCAAGAUCCGUCUUCGCUGGAUGCCGCCACUAGAAUCUAAUGGCAGACCGAUCAGCUCGUACCGCCUUCGCCAUGACGACGGCUUGGGCGGCGAUUUCACGAAGGAGGUGAGAGUGGAGGUGUCCUUCCUCACAUUCAGCGAAGUCAUCCCAGCAAGCUUCACAGAGGUCGAGGUUCCUGUCCCAGACUCAUAUGGCAACAUCGAUUCACUCCUGGAUCCAACGAAGUUGUACCGUUUCGAGCUGCGGGCUAGCAAUGACGACCGUGCAGAUCGCGACUUCCAGGUCGACGGAGGUGGCAUCUCAGAUCAGCCAGUCGUCAUAGCUCUUCAGCCGGUGGAGAAGGCUGGUGCUCCGCUGAAGCCUGUGCUUGUGGAGUCGCAGGAGCACGAGGAUGGAACUGGAUUUAUCAGGAUUCGAAUCUCACCACCGCGAGAGACCAGUGGUGGGCUGAUGGUACAGUAUCGUGUCUAUGCCAGCUACAUCCUGGAUGGCGUGUUCCCGCCUCUGGAGCUUUGGGCCGAGGGCUCGACCCCGCUGGAGACCGUGGAUGUAACGCUGACGGAUCUCACCGUCGGCCGGACCUACGUUUUUGAGGUGGCCUAUCUUUUCUCGCAGGGUGAGUCUGAGAGGAGCCCUCCUCUGGAGCUGAUUUGCUGCUAUGCGGCGAUUCCCCAAGCUCCGAGGAACCUUCGCCGCAAGAGCGACACUGGUGGACUUCCAGUUCAGACGGACGAUCGCAUCACGGUCAUAUGGGAUGCCCCGACUUUCGCUGGUGUCCGCGACAUCACCCACUACAAGGUGAGCUUGACACCGGUCGUGGUUCUGCAAUCCAGCGAGAAGCUGCGCUCGUCCGAGGUGCUUAGGAACACAAGGUCAGCAGACGAUCGUGAGAUGCAGUUCGACAGUCUCUCAGCAGGACAGACCUACGCGCUUCGAGUGGCGGCAGUCUCGGGUGCCGGAGAUGGACCUUGGAGCGAAGAGGUGGUCAUGCCGGCUUCGGGCUACAGCACGGAACCGCGUGAUCUCCACGUCGCCUGGCAGUCGAACUCCUCGAUCCAAUUUGCCUGGGGCGAGCCACUUCGUGUGGGUGCCGGCGGUUUGCGAGGUUAUUCUAUCUAUGCCAACGUCUCCACGCUGACGCCAAUUCCUGCACCAUACCUUGUCGGGCAGACCGUGGCAGGUCAGAACAGCUUCAGCUUCACUGGCUACAGCUAUGUUGCCACCGAUGGCCGCCUGCGCAAUGUAGGUCUGAUCCCAGGACGUCUCUACGAAGUCUUCGUGGUUGCCGAGAAUGCAGCAGGUGUUGGCCCGGCCUCCGUGUCCUCGACGGUCUCUGCGGUGGCCGCCUCCAAGCCCUCUGCUCCCCAGGCCUUCGCGGUGGACCUCGAAGCAUUGAGUCAAGGAGUGGUGGACCUGUCCUGGCAGAUGCCUUCAACCGAUGGUGACUCCCCGAUCGAUGCCUACCGGGUGCAGCGCAUGAAGGAGUGGCCCGGAACCUUCCUGUCUCAGUGCUCUGUUUUGCUCAACAACUUGGGCGAGUCUGGCGGCAACUGUGUGAUUGGGGACUUCGCGGCCAAUGGAGUGGGGGAUACUGGCCUCAUCGAGGAAAAUCCUGGUCAGGUGCGCAUCUACACUGGCCGCAUCGCGGUGCGGAAUGUGGCACGGGAAACCCAGUCCUCGGUGCUAUGCUCAAUAGCCGUGUUUGGUGACCCGCUCUUCCCCACUGCCGAGUAUGACCCUGGACGUGACGAGCCGCCACUUAGGGAAUGUUACGUGUUGGUGGAGGUUUGUGCUGACGAGCCGGCAGACUGGCAUGAUGCGGACAGCGAUGCGUUCGACUGCGGAUGGUACGCGGCGGAGCCAGGACGGUGUGAGAUUUUCGGAGUCCGUUCACCAGGCCUGUGGAAUCGAACUGCCAGCGAGGCAUGCUGUGCAUGCGGCGGCGGGCUGAAAACGAACGAGCUGAAGUUCUGCACCAAGGAGUUUGGCACUUGCGAGUUCAACAGUACCAUCCCUGCUUUCGGUGGCCUCAAGGCAGACUACACUGAUGGAUGCUUGGCAUGCCUAGGGCCUAAUCCUCUCCCGUCCUUGAGCUGA